Molecule: messenger RNA, 2820 nt
Organism: Phanerochaete carnosa HHB-10118-sp
Lineage: Eukaryota; Fungi; Basidiomycota; Agaricomycetes; Polyporales; Phanerochaetaceae
Product: glycoside hydrolase family 79 protein
Exons: 6
Coding region: 747-2519 (590 amino acids)
Source: RefSeq, a predicted model, not a curated record
AGUGAUGUCUACCCAACGUCCUGCUCGCUUGUGUGACGGGUGCAGAGCGGUCUGUUGACGCUGCAGAGAGCGCUCCGUGAGACUCCUGCCACGGGAUGGCCUUCACUGAUCUCCACUACCGAUCAGCUUGGAUGUAGCCCGCGUUGAAGGGUUUAGUACUGGCUCGCAGUGCAUCUCCGCCUUGCGGUCACCGCGCAGGCUCUGGCGCCCCCGCGCCUGGGCGGGCGGGCUGUACUGGCCGCCGGUCAUGGUUCGAGGACAACGCGCAGAUACGACAUCUCCGAAAGGCAGGCUCUGCCGCGAUCAUCUCGCGACAGCGAAGGCAGCCAGCUAGGUUUGCGAUGGGAAGGCAUGCCGUUGCGGCGAAGCCACUCAUUAGUCUGUCUGUACUCACGUUCUCUCCCACAGCGCGACAGGCACCGUGCAGAACACUAUAUAUGCGCGGGUGGUGCCCGUCUAUUGCGGGCGCGGUCUACUGGCGCGUCGAUUGGCGCAUCAUGUUGAAGGUGCGGAUCAGAAUCGACUGACUGGCCAGCUCUUUCCAGAUAUGAUGGACUUCAUGCCUGGAUCCGUUGGUCUGGUCGGUACCCCUGUUGUGGGUCGCUAUAAGAUUCCGUCCCCACCAGCGCCAUGCGGCCUCAUUGCCUUCGCCUUCGACGUCGCGCUGUCCUGCCUCGCCCCUGGCAACGUUCAACUUGCCCCCGUCGCUCUUUACCUUGCCGCGGCCUUCCCCCCCAUUCCCCGCGAUGGCCCCCGCAGCCUUUCUCUUGCUCGCUUCAUGCUUCGCGUCUGCCCUUGCUGACGCCGUCCAGGUCAACCCGCCUUCUUCCCCGCCAGGCGACAAUGUCACCGCCGUGUACUCCAACUUCUUCGGGAUCUCCUUCGAGCUGUCGUUCAUCAACUAUUACCUCGGGAACGACACCAACUCCAUCCCCCAGCCGGUGCUCAACUACCUCGGCGCGCUGCACAACCGCAGCAGCGACCGCCCGCUGAGGCUGCGCCUCGGUGGCAACUCCAUGGACAGCUCGACCUACGUCCCCGACCAGCAGCAGAUCCUCGUGUUCACCAACCCUGCCGCGAACGUCAACGACCAGACUGUCUCGUUCGGCUCCGUGCUCUUUGACGUCAUGAACACGACGGGCACCAUGCUCGGUGGCAUAGAAUGGCUCAUCGGCCUCAGUCUGCUUGACCCCAACAGCACGAACGUACCCCUCUUGGCUGGAGACGCGCAAAAGUAUCUGGGAGACGGUCUCGAUGCGUACAUUCUCGGGAACGAACCUGACCUGUACGCUUCACAUGGAGACAGGCCUGGCAUGGCCAAUUAUUCCGUGUAUGACUACGUCGGGGACUACUGGGUCGCGACCAAUAACUUGGAAAACACGCCAACGGACGGCAACGUGCUGGACCUCGAUAAAAUUGCUGGCCCUACUAUUUGCUGUGAUUGGGACCUUAAUGCCGUUCUCACGUCCGGCUGGCUUUCUGAUUUUCAGGAUCGCCUCAAGUACAUCACACUACAGCACUAUCCACAAAACAACUGCUUCGGCUCUUACCAAUAUCACCUCGACUACUACAUGUCGCAUACCCAGACCGUCGUCCUGGCCCAGUGGCAACAACCGGGCCUCCAGGCCAUCGCCUCGACGCCGUCCAACCAGCGCAAGCCCGUGCUGAUGGACGAGUUCAACUCCGCCUCCUGCGGCGGCGUCCCCGAGUCCAACAUGUUCGGCGUCGGCCUCUGGACGGCGGACUACGCGCUGCAGAUGGCGAGCGUCGGCUACUCGGGCGCGUACCUGCACACGCGUGAGCCGGGCGUGUCGUACAACCCGCUCGAGCCGCCGGCGGGCGACGCGGGCGGCGCAGGCGCGUGGGGCACGAACACGAACUUCUACGCGAUGCUCGCCGUGACGGAGGCGCUCGCGAACGCGAACGGGAGCCGCGUCGUCGACCUCGGCGUCGACGGCUCGCAGAGCGACUUCGGCGCCGUGCACGCGGGCUACGCCGUCUACGACCAGGCGACGGCGCGCGUGCACGCGCUCGCGCUCUUCAACUACGCCAACGCGUCCGCCGCCGCCACCGACUUUGCGCUCCCCGCGGCGCUCUUCGACGCCGCGCCCCUCCCCGCCGCCGUCCUCGUCCGCUACCUCAGCGCCCCCAGCGCGACGGAGACGACGAACGUCACCUGGGGCAACUUCACGUACGCCGGCGUUGGCGACGGCACGCCCGUCGCGGCGGCGGCGGCGGCGGCGACGCAGUGGACGGACCGGACGUACGCGUGCGACGGCGGGUGCACCGUGCAGGUCCCUGGGCCCGGCAUGGCCGUCGUGUUUGUCGGCGGCGCGCCGAGCACGACGGGCGCCGCGACGGCCGCGGCGAACGUCACGCAGAGCGGUGGUGCCGCCGGGCCGUCGUCCACUGGCGGUUCCGACGGGACGAAUACCACGAAAACGGGUGCUGCUUCCGAGGGUUGUGUGGCGAACAUUUGGACGCUGCUUGCUGGACUUCUCUUGAUGACGGUUAUGUGAUGAUUUGACUGUGAUGCCUACUAGAGACGCUGUCUUGUAUACUACACCGUUUGUACACCGUGUUGUAAUAGCUGUUUGUGCUCCGAACCUUUGGACUAUAUCUGUUGUAGUACUUGCAUACCUCUUGCUUUCGAAGAGACACUGGCAUCGUUCCGGGAUUUUGUUCACAUCUCUAUUUGCUUAGAACAGAGCUUUACACGAAUGAAGACGUGACGGUCAGAGGGUCGCGCCGCGGACAGCCAGCAGACGGACAGACUGCUUCCGGAAGGCGCUGGCAUCGUGGCGUCCCAGGGGCAUCGAU